Anopheles darlingi is the source of this 1825-nucleotide messenger RNA. RefSeq lists its product as uncharacterized. The transcript has 6 exons. The coding region runs from base 857 to 1825 and encodes 322 amino acids. Gene Ontology annotation, molecular function: oxidoreductase activity, acting on the CH-CH group of donors. The record is from RefSeq and is a predicted model, not a curated record. Gene Ontology annotation, cellular component: membrane. Gene Ontology annotation, biological process: lipid metabolic process. NCBI's taxonomy places the organism in Eukaryota, Metazoa, Arthropoda, Insecta, Diptera, Culicidae.
AUCCUGACCACUUGCAUCGCUCCGCAACUGCACGUGAGCUGUGUGGAGCUUUGUGGUGAGCCCUCGGUACGGUUAGUGUGGACGUCACAUUCUGGCGCUUCUGCUACUAUUACAGCAGUCGUGUGUGGAAUCGCUGGAUUGAACGAGCGACAGUGAAGCGUAUCAAAGCGCAUAGAGCGCCCGGGAACAACGGCUCGCGAACACCCGACGGGUUCCCGAUCCCGAUGGUCUGAUUUCAUCGAUCGAUCGUCAUCGUCGUCGCAGCUCACAGGGACGGGUGCAUCGUAAGGGUGCGAGGAGUAUGUUUUGGUUUUGGCCACCCACUCCCCACUCCCCUGUCCCACCAGCCAACAGCGCUCUUCCUCCGCACAACGUACUCCACGACCUCCACGACAUCCACGACCGGAGAUGGUGAAGCAUAAAUAGGGGACCGUGCGUGCGUGCGUGCGUGCGUGCGUGUGUACGUGCGCCGAUCGCGCAAUGUGGCGUCGUGCUGGCGACGGUGUUGACGGCGAUGAUGCAUCUGUUGCUGGUCGCACGUUAGUGGUAAAGGUGAAUGUGUUGUGGUGAUCAGUGUGUCCAGCACCGGAACCCAACAGAGGAAGGGUGGUGACGAGUAGUUGCGCACGCGUCGCGAUCGUAGAUUAGUGUCAGAAUUUAUGUCGGUAUGUGCAUGUGUGUGUAGUGAUCACGUAGCAGCGUAAUAUGGAAAGUUGAUAACCACAUGCUGCUCCAGUCAGUGGUGACGACGACGACGACGACAAUAGACGAGUAACGGAGACACGAAACAUCAGCCAGCUGAAGGUGAAGAAUCCCGCGUGUGUGUGCGUGUGUGUGUAGCAGUGCGUCGUGCAAGAUGGCCGUCAACGUGCUGGAUGAGGAUCACUUCGCGAUCAGCGCGAUCGUGACGGUUGUGAUGCAGAUCAUCUUCUUCCUGAUCGCCGCCAUCUUUCAGCUGGACAAGCUGACCGAUUUUGCCGGCGGUGUCAACUUUAUCAUCAUUGCCUUACUGACCUUCUUUCUUGGCCAGAUCGACCGUGCGCUCAAGCCCUACGACAGCCGCCAGUUGAUGGUGACCGUGUUCGUGUGCCUGUGGGGUGCCCGGCUAUCGGGCUAUCUGCUCUAUCGGAUCGUGAAAAUCGGGCGCGACAAGCAGUUCGAGGACAAUCGGCGUAAUGUGAUCCGGUUCGCCGUCUUCUGGACCUUCCAGGCCGUCUGGGUGUUUGUCGUAUCGCUGCCAGUCAUCAUCAUCAACUCGCCGCGCCACUCGUUCCCGAAAGCACCGAAAACGAUGACAACCCUGGAUUCGGCCGGUACCGGUAUGUUCAUUACCGGGCUGCUGGCGGAAACGUAUGCCGAUCUGCAAAAGUUCUCCUUCCGCCAGGAUCCGAUCAAUCAGGGCAAGUUCUGCAACGAUGGUUUAUGGCGGAUGUCGCGGCACCCGAACUACUUCGGCGAGAUCGUUAUCUGGUGGGGCAUAUUCGUCAUCUCGUUAAACGUCAUCGAAGGCAUCGAGUGGGUCGCUAUCAUGUCGCCGAUCUUCACGACCCUCAUUAUCCUGUUCCUGUCCGGCAUUCCGGUGCGGGAACGGUCGGCGGAUGAAAAGUAUCGCGACGAUCUCGAGUAUCGAAAGUACAAGGCGUGCACGUCACCGCUCAUUCCCAUCCCACCGGCCAUCUACUCCGAGGUGCCGCGUGCCCUCAAGUUCAUCCUGUGCUGCGAGUUUCCGCUGUACGACUCACUGGACAAGCGCCGGAAGGAGGAGGGUCCGUUCGCGAUGACCACCUCGAUCUCCGUUGCUCACUCGCACUCCACUCACACCUAG